GCGCGCGCCCGGCCCCGGCUCCGCUUGCAGCUGCAGCUGCACCUCCAGCUGCAGCUGCAGUUGCACCUCCGGCUCCCCGCCCAUGCAGCCUGAGAGCCCCCGACGCACGCCCCCCCCCGCCCCCAGCCCAGCUCGGCCAUGGAGGAGCCCCGCAGGGCCCGGCCCUGGUGUCUGCGGCGGGUCGGCAUGAGCAGCGACUGGCUGCUCCUGGACAACCUCACCGAGGUCACGUUAGGUCGAGGAUUUGGAGUCACGUACCGGUUGGUGUCCAAAACGUGCCCCCUGAUGAUUUCCCGAAAUCACUGUAUUCUCAGGCAGAACGCAGAGGGCCUGUGGACGGUCAUGGACAAUAAGAGUCUGAACGGCGUCUGGCUGAACAAGGAGCGCAUUGAGCCUUUAAGGGCUUAUCCCAUCCAGGAGGGGGACUACAUCCAGCUGGGCGUGCCUCUGGAGAAUAAGGAGAACGCGGAAUACGAAUACGAGAUGAUCCGCGAAGACUGGGAGAAGAUCCGUCUGUCCGUAGCCCUGAGGAGCGACCAGCUGGCGGGGAAGGGGAAGGGCCCCAGAGCUAAGAGGAAACUCGAGGGGGAGGCGGCGGACGCCCCCGGGGCGGAGGGCCCUUCCGGCCCCAAGUCCAAAGUCUGCCGGCUGUCUUGCGGCGGAGAAUUCCCCGGACGGUCCCGGGAGAGCGAGCCGGGGGCCAGGCGGCCCGCCCGCCACCCAGAUGCCGAUCCGUCCUCGCCUCCCGGCCCGAGUCCCGGGAAGGACCCGGGAACGCUGAGGGGACUGGACGGGGGGAAAUGGGAAGCGCCUGGGACCGAGGGCCCCUCCAGCCCCAAAUCCAGACUCUGCAUCCUCCUCUCUGACCUGGAACCCCCGGGGCGGCACUGGGAGAGAGAACCCCCCGCCGACCGGCCGGCCCACGAACCGGGGGCGUCCCCCGGCCCCAGCCGCGAGCCGGCGGCCGGCGCCUGCGAUUCCCUCCGGAGGAAGACGGCGGCCCCGAGCCCUCGGGGCCCGGACGCCUCGGCCCGCAGCGGCCUGGACCUCCUGAGGAAGAACAUGGCCGAGAUCUUGCGGCUGAAGGUGAAGGUCCAGGAGAAGCAGGCGGCGGUGUUGACUCUGAAGCAGCAGAAGAAGGGGGCCCAGAAGGCCGUGGUCAAGAUGGAGCAAGAGUUGCGGGAAUUAGAGGAGCAGCUCUGCACGGAGCAAGCUCAGCAACGGCAGAGGGCGGAACAGCUGGAGAAAAAGUUCCAGGAGGAGAAGCGGGACUCGGAGGGCCCGGCGGGUCGGCCGGGAGAGGACAACCUGACGGAGCAGUUGGCACAGGCCCUGAAGGAGCAUCAGGUUCUGAUGGAAGAGUUAAGUCGCAGCAAGAGCGACUUUGAAGCAAUCAUUCAAGCCAAGAAUAAAGAGCUGGAGCAGACCAAGGAAGAGAAGGAGAUGGUGCAAGCUCAAAAGGAGGAAGCCUUGAACCAUUUCAGCGACGUCCUGGAGAAUGAACUCCAGUGCACGAUCUGCUCGGAUUACUUCAUCGAGGCCGUGACCUUGAAUUGUGCCCACAGUUUCUGCUCCUUCUGUAUAAGCGAGUGGAUGAAGCGGAAGGAGGAAUGCCCCAUCUGUCGGCAGCUCAUUCAGUCCAAGAGCCGCUCCUUGGUGUUGGACAACACCAUCGGCCGGAUGGUCGAGAGCCUCAGCGCGGAGGUGAAGGAACGCUGGGCGGCUCACGUCAAGGAGCGCAGAGAGAAAAUCACCCCUGCUGAAAACUAAAUCCCCAGAGCAACUGGAGGUGGGGGCUGGGGAGCAGCUGAAGAAACUUGGAAGACCGGCCACUCUUUCUCACGGUCCGGUCGUCUUGGAUGGAAGCGGGAGGAGGAGAAGGAGACCGGCCCCGUUCGCCCAUCCGGCCGGCCGUCCCCCCCCCCGGGUGCUUCCCGUCGGGCGUGAGCUCCAUCAAAGACCGACUCCGGCUGCCACGGCGACCGGGCGCGAUGCUCCCGGGCAACCGCCCACUGUGCCGCGUUGAUUGUCUUUUGCUUCCCGGCUCCUUGAAACAUCGGCGUCAGAGCUUCCUGACGACCCGGGGCUAGUCCCUCGGCAGACCCGGGAAGGAUGUGGCGUUUUACCGCCAGGGAAGCUGGCGGUGUGAUAUCCGAAGUGGCUUCGCCACACGGGGCGGGGGGUGCGGGAGGUGGGAGGGAAGGGCAGGUUUCCUAGAAAUAAACUGUAAAUGUUCUACCCAC
Molecule: messenger RNA, 2243 nt
Organism: Ornithorhynchus anatinus (platypus)
Lineage: Eukaryota; Metazoa; Chordata; Mammalia; Monotremata; Ornithorhynchidae
Gene: RNF8
Product: ring finger protein 8
Exons: 8
Coding region: 139-1770 (543 amino acids)
Biological process (GO): protein K48-linked ubiquitination; ubiquitin-dependent protein catabolic process; double-strand break repair
Cellular component (GO): nucleus; cytosol; site of double-strand break
Molecular function (GO): histone binding; ubiquitin protein ligase activity; metal ion binding
Source: RefSeq, a predicted model, not a curated record